CGAGAGAGAGAGAAAGAAAGAGAAAAUAGCUACAACUUUCUGUUUUUUCGAGAGCUGCAUUUAUUUCUAUCACUAUCGCUGUAGAAGGGCCCCCACCCGCCAUUUGAACAAGCACAAAACCUCUACUACCCUCUAAACAACCACUACCUAUCCGGCACUCAACCAUCAAUGCUUGCUAAGCCCCCCACUCACACAGCGUCUCGUUUCUAAAAAGUUGGCAACAAAACUUUUCUUUCAUUCAUUAUUAAAAGGAAGUGGACUUCGAUCUAAUUGGGCUGCCUUUUUUAAGGCGUUUUGUAGGGUGUAAAGGACAAUUUUGAAACACCAACCCCCAUUUCUUCACACAAAUUUUCCACUGCCACUAUUACUACGACGACUGCUAUCAUUCUGCCUGGGAAUAGAAAGAAAGAAAAAAAAAUAUAGGAAAAGGAAAACGAGACGUUUAAUCCAAACCAACUUACACACCCCUUAUAGUCUUGUGAAGUUAGCUAGUCUCGUCUGCCAGCCUGCUAGACAGACAGACAGACAGGCAGACGGUGAGAUCCCCUUCCCAUAAACAUCAAACCAGCUGGUUCUGUAGCAAAAGUAUCGCUUAUCUUUCCCCGCUGGACUUACUUUUACUCUGCCUUAAACCUGCACCUGUCUUGGAGUAACGUUUCACAAGAUUUUUCAAGGAUUUAUUAUUAAUAUUAUUUUAUUCAAUUUCUAUUUUUAAAAAAAAACAAACAACAAAAAAACGAAGAAAUGACGUGUUGUUGUUGUUGCUGCGAAUCGAAAAGCCCUGGAGCCCGCAAAGAGAACUGCUGUGACAAGUUCUUAACAUGUCUGUCACAUGUUCCCUGCGCGUCCCUCAUUGCUUGGAUUAUAUUACUACUCGGACUUGGCGGCUUAACAGGCAGUUUGCUCUAUGGAGUCACCAAAUGUCGCAAAGUCAUGGACGAACCAUCCUUUUGGUGGUUCAUGGAGUUCACAGUUAUUGGUGUUGUGGUCAUCAUGUUUGUGCUGGGAACACUGUUUCUUGUCAUUGCUCACCUCUCAUCUGAUCCCACUAAUCGAUAUGUGUUCAAUACAUCCAAGAAGAACAUGUGCGCCAGAGGACUCAAUGUCUUUGUGCUGUUUCUUGCCUAUUUCCUGGCCGUGAUCUGGGUAGCUGCCAGCUCCCUUGGAGUAAUGCCAUUAUUGGUCAGCACAUUCAUUCUCUCCACUGACUUCAAGAAGGGAGACUGCAUUGAACUUAAGUAUUAUGGUCUCAACAAAACUAUUUGUGAGCCAGAACUGGAGAUGUUCCUGAAAGAUGGUAAAGAGCUGUUCACUUGCUAUAUCUUUACCUAUGUAUCAGCAGUGCUGGUGACUAUCAGCAUGAUUCACUUUUUGAUUGCGGUCAGUGCUAAUUACACACACUUGAAGGAUUCUAGAUUCGCUACAUACAAUGCUUACGAGACGGAGGAUGUACGAAACUCCAAGCAUUCGAUACUAGACACCAACAUGUGAGCAAGCUGACAACUUGCUGUACCAUCAUUUGCAUUAAAUGACAGAGAAGAGAAGAGAGAAACGGAAAACAAACAAACACAAAAAUCAAUCAAUAAAUAAAAUUAAACUAGAAAGAUGAGACGAGAAAGAAAAAA
Messenger RNA from Octopus sinensis (East Asian common octopus), 1625 nucleotides. RefSeq lists its product as uncharacterized. The record is from RefSeq and is a predicted model, not a curated record. The transcript has 7 exons. Gene Ontology annotation, biological process: neuron projection development. Gene Ontology annotation, cellular component: plasma membrane. Bases 745 to 1491 code for a protein of 248 amino acids. NCBI's taxonomy places the organism in Eukaryota, Metazoa, Mollusca, Cephalopoda, Octopoda, Octopodidae.